GAAACUCCUCACUUGAAGAACACCAGAAAUUACAAGCUCGACAGAGAUUUUUCCGAUUCUCCGAUUUCUAGGGCUCGAUUCUCGUCGGAAAUCGAGGUUCCUUCCUCGGCGUCGCCCCCAAAUCCGAGAUCAUCUCUCCCUUUCUCUCUCUCGCUCUUCGCCGGCGACGGGCGGCGGCGGCGGCGGCGGCGGAUUCGCGGCGGUUCCGGUCGAUUCCGGAGGUGGUGGCGGGCGGCGGCGCCGGAGGGAAGCGAACGGCAAGUUGAUGAAUUUCGAUGGAGCGUUCGGUUUCUUUGGUUCCUUUCGAUUCCGUCCCCGAGUUCGAUGAGCGCAGCGAGGAGCGAGGGGAGGGCUUGCUUCUUCUUCUUCUUCUUCCUUUUUUUUUCUUUUGGGAGUGAUGCGGCGGAAGUGUUUGUUGGAUGUGGAGUUAGAUGAUGCUGGCGACUGCGAUGAGUUUCGAGUCGUUGCGAAAUCUCGAUGAGUUCGAGUGCGGAUUGAUGAGUUCGCGGUUGGUUCGCGUUCGCAGUUUAGGAUGAGAAAUGCAUGUUUUCGCGAGUCGUUUGCGGAUUGGAGUGGAGGAAUGAAGCUGAGUUUGAUUCGGGAGGUGGGAUUAGAUUUUGGGUGCCAUUUCUUUGCUCUGGAAUGCUGUGCGGGCGAAAUGCGCGCGAGACUCGUGCUUCUUGCAGUGUUUUACGACGCGAGUUGGCCUUUUUCUUUCUAAAAUUCGCGUCUUUCCUCUCGGCCCUUGAUUUUAACUUGAGGGUUUGAUCUUUCUACUUCGCAGGAUGUUGCGGAUUCUCUGGACAUGAGAUAUCGGUGGUCGCGGCUUAUGCUCUCGGCGAGAAAAGUCGGUAGCUGAUUAUACAAAUUGGAAGCUCGAGUGUUGUCAGUAUGUAUGGUCAAGGUCCUAACGGGCAACAACAUCAUCCGCCAGCUGCCUUGCCUCCUUUUACUUCUUCCCAACCUCCGGCAGCUUCGAAUUCUGCAAUGCAUCGGCCUCCUGCUGCUGUCCCGUCUCAGAUCAAUCAGCUUCAUGUACCUCGAGGACCACCUUAUAAUCCACCUUUUCAGGGUCCUUCUAGUGGGAUGACAAAUGCUACGAACCCGUCUCACGCAUCCCUUCCCCACCCUCCGCCAGUACCUGGAAGAAUGCCGAUAAGUGGCAACUAUCUCAAUUCUCAGCAUAAUCCACAUCAUCCUUUGAAUGUAGGGACCCAGAAUUCCCACCACUUUCCAAGUCCCUCACCUCAUCAUCCUCCUCCCCCUGCUGGUCCAUCUAAGCAAGAAUCGUUGCCUCCUCUUGUUCAAGGGCACAAAACAUACUGGUACCCAGUCAAUUCACAGCCUCGGCAGCCUGGUCCUCCAAUCCCGAAUCCAAAUUCAGGCCUCGUUGCUUUGGCUCCUGCAGAAAUUCACACACCACCAUUGGCACCUCCACCCCCACCGCCUCCCCGUCCCCAACCUCAACCUCCACUUCCACCUGCUUCUUCAUCACCUGUUCCGCCUUCUCCGCCACAGAGAAAUGAUAAAGUUGGAACCUCUGAAGUAAGGGCUGCGGAGUCAUUAGGUAAAGGGUACGGCUUGGAUAGAAGCACGGCUUUGGAGAUAGACAUCCGUCCAGCUCCACCUAAACCAGCUGAUGAGAAAAUUGUGAAAAGGAUCGAAACUUUAUGCCAAUUUAUCGCCAAGAAUGGCUCUGGUUUUGAAGAUAUGGCUCGAACCAGGGAGUCUGCAAAUCCUGAGUUCAAAUUUCUUUUUGGUGGAGAGCCUGGAAGUGAUGCUGCAGUUGCACAUGAGUAUUAUCAAUGGGCAAAGAAAAAAUACACUUUUGGAGAUAAGUUGCACGAAGGCUCCUUAAAUGUAAGGCCUUCAGAGGCUGAUAGUUCUGUGCAAUCCAAACCAUUCACUAUGACUUCUGUAGCGCAUCCAGAUUCUGAUUCUGACAUGGAGAUGGAAGAUGAUAUUACCCAGGUUGACAUGGAUCAGGAGAUGAAAAGACCGGUUGAAUAUUAUCGUCAGGACUCUGAUUUGGUUCAUGAUGCUCAUGAUGGAAAAGAGCUGGCAAUGCCACAAAUUGUUCAGUGUGCAUCAGCUCAGGAUAUUUCAAGCAAUAAAGUUCCUUCUUGUGAGGCUUCAGGUCGGAGCGAUUAUGGACAUCAAGGAUCUGGUAUUCCUCCUAAUCACGAGUGGUUGCUACCUGGCAGUCCAUCAGAUAGGAUCUGCUCAGACUCUAAUAUGCCUCAACCUGCAGGAGAUGGCAUUGCCAAAAAAUCAACCACUGUCCCAGCUGAUGUUUCAAGCCCUCCAAUUUCUUCACCAGCUGUCAAAAGUGGUAGGCCAAGAUUAGUGCAAGACUAUACUUCUGAUGACAGUUCAGAGAACUCUGAUGUGCCACAUUCCAAAGAAGAGCAUACAAUGGUUAAACUGCCAGUUGCACCUGGUUAUAUGAAUAAGUCUGAUUAUACUGAAUGUAGAUCUGAGUCGGAUUUACGAGCUGCAAACACUGGCAAGAUGGAACAGGUCGUUGGACCACUAUCAGAUGCUGGGAAAUCAUUUGUGGCUCCAACUCGUGCUUCCAAUGAGGAAACUAGGAUCAUGGAAACUGUUGCAACCUCAUCUGAAAUUGGGCUGAGUGAUAAACUUUCUGAUACGAACUCUGAUGACCUAGGAACAAUUCACAAUGCUGCAUCUUCAGAAGCUUUCGCUAGAAAUAACAACUUGAGAAGUCUAAGCACUGGGUCACAUGAGAAUGGUAAGUCUGAGAAGGAAACCGGAGGAGAGAAAGUAAGGUCCAAUUCAACUGCAGUACAAGUGGAUGAAUUUGGGAGGCUGGUGAGAAAAGGAGCUAGUGACAGUGAUUCCGAUGAUUCAUCCUAUGCCGGGAGGCGUCAUAAGAAAAGAGAGAGAAGUCGGAGCAGGAGCCAGUCUCCUGUUGGUAGAAGGAGUAGAAGGAGGAGGAGUUUGCAGAGGACCAGAGACAGACGAAACCGUUCUCGCAGCUGGUCUCCCAGGGGGCGAAGAAGCAGGAGCAGGUCUCCUGUUAUGAGGCAUGUGAAAGAAUAUGGGAAUGAUGUUAUGAGACGGAAUAAAAGUCGGAUGCCUGAGUGUUUUGACUUCCUUCGAGGCAGGUGCUACCGUGGUGCUUCUUGCCGCUAUUGGCACCAGGAAGCAGAGAUGGAUCGAUCAAAACGCCAAAGGAGGAGAGGACAGACUCCUGAAAUGCCUUUACGCUCAUAUAGAACUGAUUCAGUUGAAGAAAUGGAGAAUCUGUCUGCCAAAGUUCCAUAUAGUGGGGAUAGUGAAGUCAAGAACAAACCUUGGCGAAUUCACAAGAAUGUGCCUGAUGGGAUCUCUGAUGCUGUUAAACAUGAGAAAAGAGACGAUUCUCUGGGACAUGCCUCGCGAGCUUAUGUUUUUGGUAGGGAUGGUCUAGCUGGUGAAGAUGAACCCAAGAACGAGAAGAAGGUUGACAUGCACCUGCCAUAUAAACAAUUAGUUUCUGAAGAUGAUACCUCCGCUAGAAUUCCUUGUACUAAGGAAUUUGAGGAAGGAGUUGGGACUCACCAGCCAGUCUCAGUUGAUAGGUUUAUAGAGCAACCAUUGGGCGGUGUUGAUUCGCUGAAGUCUUGCACAGAUGAUGCUUUCAAAUCCGCUAGAAGGAAUCUAUCCGCAGUGUCUUCUCAGUCCAGCCCUUCCAGGGGCGGGCCUCAAAAUGCUAAUUACCUGCCUCAGCUCGAUAAUUCUUCUCAGUCAUUGCCUGACAAAAAAACCAUGAUAAUCUCUGCUAGCGAAUCUCUUCCAGAUAUUCCACACCAUUCUCUUCAACUACCUCAACAUAUUUCCCCAUUCAUGCAAGGUGCAGUCACUGGAAAUUUGCAGCAGAUGUCUGGGGAUCAUGUAUUGCGACAGUCUCCUUAUGCAUCUCAAGGUCUUCCUUCAUCCAUGUUGUCAGGCAAUCAACAGAAUCUCGUUUCUGCACCACAAAAUUCCAACUGGAGCUCCAUGCCGCCGUCUCAGCCAUUUCCACAUGUACAAUAUGAUUCUGCAGUGAAGGGAGGAGCUGUCGCCCCUGCUCUCUAUACAGAAUUUCAGCAGAGUCACGUGUCACAUACUAACUUCAGUUCUCAGAUAUUGAAACCUUACCCAACUGGAGUGCCUGCUCAUUCACAUGUGGGUGAGUUGCCACCUGGAGCCUACUCUACAGAGCCGGUUCCUGGUCAAUCUCUUAAGCCAAGAGAAGAUUACAGAUCAAGUACCUACGCUGCUGGCAAUAUACCCAGUCCACAGGUUGCAGGUCUUGCUUCUGCAGGGCCAGCUCAUCCUAAUGAACCGCAAUGUUAUCCAAGUGGCAGUGUGCCGCCACCUGAAGUCCUGAAGUUCUCUUCGCAAGUUCAUCCUUAUAUGCAGCAGCAAAACCCAACCCCUGCUUUGCAAGACAGCGGAUCUGCCUUUGCAUCUUCAGGAGGGCCAAGCUCAUCUACAUUUUUGCCUGAUGGUUUGGGCGGGAAGCAGACUAAUGUUAUAGAUUUUGCAGGACUGAGAAGUUCUUUUCACAACCCCUUUGCAUCUACUUUUGAGCAGCCACUGAUAUCCAAAUUUGGGUCUGGUGCUUUUGGGCAAGACUACCACAGUAGAUAUAACACAGCUUUCCCUUUCAGUCAUGCAUCAGUUGAUGGAAUCGGCAUCGGCAGUGUUGGAUCAAGACAAACAACUUCCUCACCAAAAUCUGCCACAUUGAUGGACCGGGCUUUACCACGUGUCGGUGGUGAUCAAUAUGAUCCACUUUUCGACAGUAUUGAACCCUCUUCAAGUUCAGUCAAGAAAGUUGAUCGCGCACAUAAGGGGGAAUCAGUCGAUGAUAGCGAUGUCAUUUUGAGGACCAGUGAUUCGAAUACACCAGUAGAUGUGGAAGAGAACAAUAAAAGAAAAGAGAUUGGAGCCUUUGCUCCAUCCAUGUCUGUAGAUGAUGAUGGGUUUGGUGAGACUGCAGAAGUGGAAGUUGGUGCAGUUGAGAAUGCAAGCGUCAGUAAUGCUAUUGAUGCAGCAGAUGCGACCGAGGUUGAGAUGGAGAUUGAUCAGAUUAAAUCCCCUGGGAAGAGCAAGAAGCGCAAGGAUUCUAGGUCGAUGAAGCUUUUCAAAGUUGCCCUUGCGGAUUUUGUGAAGGAAGUCCUACGGCCAUCAUGGCGGCAAGGGAAUAUGAGCAAAGAGGCAUUUAAGACUAUUGUGAAGAAAACUGUUGACAAAGUUACUGGAGCUAUGAAGAGCCACCACAUACCGAAAUCUCAAGUAAAGAUAAAUCACUACAUUGAUUCUUCACAACGCAAGCUUACAAAACUUGUGAUGGGAUACGUUGAUAAGUAUGUCAAUGCGUAGAUAUGAAACUGAUGGAUUUCAAGGCCAUAUGUAUCUAUCAUACCAGAGGUUUGGCUGAGCUGUGGACAAUUUGGAUGUUGAAAUGAUAUUGAACAGAUAUUUCAACCCACCAACCGUUUGCUCUAGUCUAUGGAUGGGAGUGAAAAUUGAUUUUGAAGUUAGGGAAAGAGAAAGCACCUAGUUACUGCAAGGACAGCAUUGAAGUUAAAUGUAGAUCGAGGAAAUGCAAAUUAGUAGUGUCUUUGACAUCAGUACGUUCUUCCGAGCUGCAAAAUGCGCUUUCUAAUGUGCAUUUCAACACGAAAUUUGCUUUACCAUUUUUUCGCGUCGCGGUUCCAGCCUCGCUACUCACAUGCUUUCGUUUUCCCUUUGUCCAUAUUAAUUGGUAUCUCAUCUUCUGCCAUUCUUGUAUACAUAUGGAUGGGACUUUUCUCUCAUUUCGUAGAUGCACGCAUUAUGGGUUAUGACUUCGUCGACAAAACUGAACUCAAUCCUUUUCUCAGCCUUUCAGGUAUUUGACCGAGUAGCUACAGAGGACGAGGAAAGCUAUGUGAUUCACGUACUCUCGUCGUAGAAAAAAGUUCACUUACCGAACCGGGAAGAGGGUGUCUCGAUUAGCAGUCUCGGAGAAUUUUGUCCAUAGAGGCUACAGAGCCCGUUUACAUGUUGCCCGAUUCGGGUCACGCUUUUUUUGUGGAUUCAUGUAAAAAGCUUCACUUGAUCCUGAAAGUACUGCAACCUCCUCUGGAAGUUUUUGCUCCGAAA
Molecule: messenger RNA, 6138 nt
Organism: Eucalyptus grandis
Lineage: Eukaryota; Viridiplantae; Streptophyta; Magnoliopsida; Myrtales; Myrtaceae
Product: serine/arginine repetitive matrix protein 2
Exons: 6
Coding region: 892-5373 (1493 amino acids)
Biological process (GO): RNA processing
Molecular function (GO): RNA binding; metal ion binding
Source: RefSeq, a predicted model, not a curated record